Suillus bovinus is the source of this 558-nucleotide messenger RNA. RefSeq lists its product as uncharacterized. The coding region runs from base 1 to 558 and encodes 185 amino acids. The record is from RefSeq and is a predicted model, not a curated record. Lineage: Eukaryota; Fungi; Basidiomycota; Agaricomycetes; Boletales; Suillaceae. The transcript has 4 exons.
AUGCCUGAAUUGGAUGAGCCACCAAAGGGCCUUCCAGAAGGUGCUGUUGAUCUUGGAGAUGAACAAUAUGCACUCACCAUCACAACCUUUCUUGGAAAUGGACAUCAACUCCCUCACAUACAAAAGUGGGCAUGGCUUCGGUUAGCAAAUGGGCAGACUGCACAUUCAUCUUGGAGAGAAAAACUCAAACUCCUUGAGAAGACAUGUAUGUCACGCAAUAUUAAGAAUGCAGAUGACUUAGAGGAGGAUGCGGAUGACAAUAAAAAUGAUAAUGAAUGGCACCUCAAGAAUGUUGUAGUCAUGCAGAUGUACUCUGUCCCUAACAAAGAACUUCUCAAGCUCUCAUCACAGGCCCUUGUAUUCUGCACAUUCCUUGAUAAUAUUCUGGCAAUUGAUGUCAAGGUUAUUGCCAUGGUCCCACAUAUGCCAAUAUUACUAUCUGGAGUUAUGGAGAGCUUAGAAAUUUCAAACCUGGGAGUACCAUAUUCUGGUUUUUAUAUUAGAGGUGGCGACGAGCCAGAGGAUGAUGACAGUGACAAUGGUGCUGAUCUUGAGUAG